Mesorhabditis spiculigera is the source of this 627-nucleotide messenger RNA. The record is from the annotation of a GenBank genome assembly. NCBI's taxonomy places the organism in Eukaryota, Metazoa, Nematoda, Chromadorea, Rhabditida, Rhabditidae.
AUGGUAAUCAAAUUCAUGUCCCACGUGGUUACACCCCCUGUAUUGCUGUAUAUGGGGAUUGACAAACACGAGAAUGAACAUUUAAUAAAGUACGGAUGGCCGGAAGAUGUCUGGUUCCACGUUGACAAACUUUCUUCCGCUCACGUUUACCUGCGGUUACCGGAAGGCAUGACGAUAGACUCUAUUCCGGAAGAAUUGCUCGAAGACUGUUCGCAACUCGUCAAGCAGAACUCCAUCGAAGGAUGUAAGCAAAACAACGUUCCUGUCGUCUACACGAUGUGGUCGAAUCUAAAGAAGACGGGCGAUAUGGCCAUUGGACAGAUCGGUUUUCACUCCCAAAAAGCCGUGAAGCGAUGCGUCGUUGAGAAGAAGAAGAACGAGAUUAUUAAUCGGUUGAACAAGACUCGAAAAGACGAGGAAGUUGACUACAAGGCGGAACGUGACGCCAGAGAUGCCGUUGAACGACAGAAGCAACGACACGCCGAUAAAAUCCGCAAGGAUGAAGAGGCACGCAUCGCCGAAGAGAAGGAGAAAAUGCGCCGAAUCAGAAAUUAUGAGGACGUUGAAGUUGAUGACGGCCUGGCAAAUAACCAGAACGAUGACGGCAACCUUUCCGACGAUUUUAUG